UGACCCGGGCCACCCGUGCCGGGAUCCUCGCUCCCUGCGGCUGCCAAAACCGACUCCAGGAUGUGAUUCAUGGGGAUGGAGCGUGUCCCGUCUCACUGGCGCCAGGCCAGCGGGAGCCCCACGGGGUACGCCGUGUCCCCGGCUUUGUGAGGCUCCUGCCCACCCGCGGGUGCUGCUGCGAGUGGGGGACACGGGGUUGCCCUGCUGGAGGACGGCACAGAGAGUGUCCCGUGGACUUGAGACCCCUCUCCACGCCGCAGCGCUGGUUCUGGGCUUUUCUCUAAUUCUCCAUGGCAGCAGCACAGGGUCCUGUGACCUGUGAGCCCGACACGCGUGUCCUCGGCACCUACCUCUCCUCGGAGCCCGUCGGCGUGGUUGGCAGCAUGGGCAGCGUGGGCAGCCUGGUGGAGAAGCAGGAUCUGUCCCCCCUGGAGCUGCGGGCCCCGCUGGGCGGCUCGCGGGGGCUCCGGCAGCCCGACGGGCUGCUGCGCAAGGGGCCGAACCAGCGGGAGCUCUUUGGGUACCUGCACGGGGCCAAGAAGGAGACGCGGGCGGAGCGGAAGCACCAGACAUCGGGCGCCUGCUACAAGCGGGACUACGAGAGCGACCGCGAGAACCGAUCCCCUGAGCGCUGCUCCCGCGAGCAUCACCGCGGGGCCGACUUCUCCAAGAGCUCCCUGCCCGAGCGGGGCCGCUUUGACAAGUGUCGUAUCAGGCCCUCGGCCUUCAAGGCAGUGGCUGGGAAGGGGCUGGUCUCCAUGCAGGGCCUGUCCUCGUCCAAGGGGCAGAAGCUGUCCAAGAGCAAUGGGAGCCUGCACACGCUGCUGUCGCAGAGCAGCACGGCGGCCCCGCAGCACGGCCCGCUCCGCACCCACCUGCUCCAUGCCAUCAGCCUGGACGAGGCCUCUGACUCCAGCCACAACUCCAUCCAGAGCUUCCCCUCCUACGGCUCCCGCCUCAAGCCUGCCCAGAGCCAGUUCAGCGCCUCCAUGGGCCACAUCAACCACAUCGGGGGCUCCCUGGACAGGGUUUCUCGGAGCCCCAGGGAUACCCUGGCCCCUGAGAAGAUGCCCCUGUCCUGCAAAAGCAUGGCCACCCUGAGCAGGCUGCAGAGCCCCGGUGAGCCCCCACCGCCCUACGAGUUCUCCUACUCGCUGGAGGACGCGGUGAAGCAGCUGGAGGACCGGCUGCAGGAGACGGGAGGGGAGCUGAGGCAGCUCAAGAGGAGCCUCAGCGAGACUGAAGACCCCUUCACACAGGCGUUUGAGGACAAGCAGCGGCUGUGGCUGGACGAGCUGGAGGACCUGAAGCAGAUGUACAUGGCCCGGCUGCAGCAGGUGAUGCAGCAGGCGCAGCGCGGGCAGCGGGCGCUGCAGCUGCAGCUCUACAAGGCGCAGCAGGAGAAGAAGCGGCUGCAGGAGGAGCUGAGCCUGCAGCAGUGCCAGUGUGAGGAGAGCAAGCUGCGGCAGCCCCAGGGCGAGCAUGGCAGCCCCAAACUGGAGGAGACCAAGUGGGAGGUGUGCCAGAAAGCAGCAGAGAUCUCCCUGCUGAAGCAGCAGCUCCGGGACACCCAGGAGGAGAUGGCUCAGAAGCUGGGGGAGAUCUUCAGCCUGAAGACGCAGCUGCGGGAGGCCAAGGCAGAGGUCCAGGCCAGGGACUCGCAGCUGGCACAGCUGGCAGACUCCUUCCAGAGCCCCCCCGAGCCCGGCUCCUCGCUGCCCCUGGGCGAUGACCCCAUGCCGUCGUGCCAGGACUUCCCUGGCUGCGAAACUGAUGACUCCAAGUGCCGGGGCCUGCAGAGCGACUCGGCCGAGCCCCUGGAGCGGCAGGUGGAGUGGCUGUGGGCAGAGCUGCUGCGGGAGCGGCGUCAGGGCCAGCUGCAGGCCGUGAACUUUGAGCUGGAGAGGAAAACGUGGCAGGAGGAGAAGGAGAAGGUGCUGCGGUACCAGCGGGAGCUCCAGGCCAGCUACAUGGAGAUGUACCACCGGAGCCAGGCGCUGGAGCGGGAGCUGCGGCAGCUGCGGGCGGAGCCCAGGGAUGUCAGGAUCGAUUCGCCCUGGAUCGAGCGGGUGGAGUCCUCCAAGAUCUGAGGGGCGGGACGCCAGUGGGACUGAAGGGGGAAGGUCUCUUGCCGCUGCAAAGGGACGAUCUCAGGGUGUGCACAAGGACUGGCCCCGCUCGGCGCUGCCCUGGCCUGAAGGACCCAUUGCCACAGGGGAGCUUCUCCUUCUUGCAGCACCUCAGGCCCUUCUGGUGGGGUCUCUGGAGGGCGGGGGGUCAUCUGUGCCAGGGUGGGGGUCUUGCAUGUGCCCCCUGCUCUGACUCCAGGAGUGUUUGCCCUGUGAUUCCUUCUGCCAUGAGGGCAGAAACCAAGCACCCUGUGAGACAUUCCCUGUCCCUCCUGCUCAGCUGCCCCUGUUCCUACAACCCAUAACUUAAUGUGAGGAGAAGCUGAAGCCCUGUCCCCCACCCCACUGCC
Messenger RNA from Melozone crissalis (California towhee), 2479 nucleotides. RefSeq names its product NEDD4 binding protein 3 (gene N4BP3). The record is from RefSeq and is a predicted model, not a curated record. The transcript is spliced from 5 exons. Bases 291 to 2090 code for a protein of 599 amino acids. Gene Ontology annotation, cellular component: cytoplasmic vesicle. NCBI's taxonomy places the organism in Eukaryota, Metazoa, Chordata, Aves, Passeriformes, Passerellidae.